AUGGGUGCUACUAAAACGGAGCUCCCGAGCGACCUCAAAGAGGUGGAUGUGAUUGUUGCUGGAGGUGGCACCACUGCCUGUGUUGUAGCGAGCAGACUCUCCGAUGCUGACCCGAAUCUCUCAAUCCUCGUCAUCGAGGCUGGUCCGGACAGCUACCAGGAUCCCUCUGUGAUCCAUCCGCUUCUUAUGCUGACCCACUUGAUGCCGACUAGCAAAAAUACCCUCUUCUACAAAGGAUCCAAGGAGAGCCAGCUUGCAGACAGGGAAGUGGUCGUGCCCUCUGGUGGCACCCUUGGAGGCGGUUCCUCGAUAAACCUCCUGACGUAUAGUCGGCCGCAGAGGGAUGAUUUUGACUCUUGGGAUACGCCGGGUUGGACUGCGAAUGAUAUGAUUCCAUACUUGAAGAGGUUCGAAACCUAUCACGGCCCCGGAUCGCCUGCUACCCACGGAGACCUCGGACCCAUCCAUGUCUCCGAAAGUACUUUCAACGUUGAAUGGUCUGAGAGCGAUUUUAUCCAAGCAGCAGGGAAACUUGGGUGGCCGGGAGUGAACGACUUAAUGGACCUUGACACGAACAACGCCGUCUACCGCAACCUACGUUUCGCCAACAAAGAUGGCCUGCGGCAGGACGCCGCGCAUCGCUAUCUACAUCCUCGUCUACGAGAUGGAGAGCACCCGAAUCUCCACGUCCUCGUCGAAAACCAAGUGAUUCGUGUUCUGUUCGAUGAAAACAAGAGAGCUAACGGCGUCGAGUUCCAGCGCAAUCCCAGUCUCUCCCAGAACGGUGAUAGUUCCACGACGCCUCAGGUUGUCAAGGCCAGAAAGUUAGUCAUAGUUUCGAGCGGCGCGUUGGGCACGCCCCUUAUUCUGGAGAGGUCAGGUGUUGGAGACCCCGAGAUCCUUGCCCCGGUCGGUGUUCAGCCCAUCGCGGAUGUACCUGGCGUGGGUCGCAACUAUUUGGAUCACCAUCUGCUUACUUACCCGUACAAGUCAAGCCUUCUUCCCAGCGAGACAGCCGAUGCGGUGUAUGGAGGUCGCCGGGACAUUCCCGAAUUGAUUCGUACGAAUGAUGCCAUUCUUGGGUGGAAUAUUGCAGAUGUGACUGGCAAGAUCCGACCCAGCGACGAGGAUGUGGCCGUCCUCGGACCGGCAUUCCAGGCUGCUUGGAACAAGGACUAUAAGGAGAAGCCCAACAAACCCCUCACAAUUAUCACCUCUCUUAGUGGCUUCCCUGGCGAUCCAACUGGUGUUGAACCGGGUCAGUACAUGGUCUCCGACCCACCAGACUUCAAGACAGGUUUCUUCUCCGAUCCCGAGGAUGUCGACAUCAAAAUGUCAGUAUGGGCAUACAAGAAACAGCGAGAACUAUUCCGUCGCAUGGAGAUCUACAGAGGCGAAUAUGCUCCAAGCCAUCCGCCCUUCCCCGCUGGGUCUGAAGCUGCAUCCAUUGACACGAGCGAGCCAUUAAAGGACGUCAAAGAUAUCGUCUACACUUCGGAGGACGACGCUAUUCUCGAGCAAUGGCUGCGGAAGAAUGUGGGGAGUACCUGGCACUCUAUGGGUACUUGCAAGAUGGCGGCUAAGGAGAAUCUGGGUGUUGUGGACCAUGACCUGAGUGUCUAUGGGGUGAAGGGGCUGAAGAUUGCAGACUUGAGCGUUGUGCCGAAGAAUGUUGGCGCAAAUACUGCUGCCACCGCCUUUGCCCUUGGCGAGAAAGCAGCGGACAUUUUCCUUGAGGAGCUUGGUUUGAAGAGUGCUUGGUGA
Molecule: messenger RNA, 1764 nt
Organism: Scedosporium apiospermum
Lineage: Eukaryota; Fungi; Ascomycota; Sordariomycetes; Microascales; Microascaceae
Exons: 5
Coding region: 1-1764 (587 amino acids)
Molecular function (GO): oxidoreductase activity, acting on CH-OH group of donors; flavin adenine dinucleotide binding
Source: RefSeq, a predicted model, not a curated record